Molecule: messenger RNA, 4273 nt
Organism: Acaromyces ingoldii
Lineage: Eukaryota; Fungi; Basidiomycota; Exobasidiomycetes; Exobasidiales; Cryptobasidiaceae
Exons: 4
Coding region: 226-4029 (1267 amino acids)
Biological process (GO): protein autophosphorylation; phosphorelay signal transduction system
Molecular function (GO): histidine phosphotransfer kinase activity; phosphorelay sensor kinase activity
Source: RefSeq, a predicted model, not a curated record
CCAUCAGAGACCUCUCAACCUCUUCUGUGCACGUCGAAAGAAGCGGCACGGACGGGCGAAAGGGCACGAGGGAUCAUAUUCGCAGACCGAGGCCGCUUUCGACGGCGCUCAACUGCCGGUUGCCCUGGUCUGCUGCGCACGGCACUUUUCCCAUUAUUUGAUCGGGCCUCCCCUCGGGACAGGAGCUUCACAGAUAAGGCUUGAGGAAAGAAGAGAGGCGCAAAAAUGAUGGAGGUGCCCAAGUCGCCGGCGUCGGACGUGGGCAGUGGCUCGACGCUCUCGUGGAGCGAGCGCAUUCGAAGGGGCCACAUGCCGACAAAGCCGGACCUCCUCUGCAAGGACAACCGAGAGAAGUGGGACAGGUUCCUGGCGGCCUACCAGGCGGGCGACUGGGAAAAGGCGGGCCGGUGCGAAAAGCGAAAGUGUCCCCAGACGGCAAAGACGGUGCGGUGCCAGGCUGGGACAUUGAUGAGCAGCAUGGACUUCUUUACAAAGUACAAGUAUUUCAAGCCACCGCCGGUGCCCAAGGCGAAGAGACUGCAGAGGGAUGAGGCUUUGCGGCGGCAUGGAUUUACGGAGCCACAGCUGAGACCCUCGCUCCGUCGCUACAUCCGCCACGCAAGGAGUGUCUUCAAGGCGGACUUUGCGUCCAUCUCGGUUGCAUGCUCCGACAGCGACAAGAUCAUCUUCUUGGGCCAGGAGGGCAGCUUUUCCGACGCCAGCAUCGAGGCCCAGACGACGCUCGCGGGUCACGCAAUGCUCCUUGAAGCCGACCAGCUCUUUGUGAUACCCGACAUGGAGAAGGACUGGCGCUUCCAAGGCUUCAUGAUCGAGUCGCCCCAGUCAAGGCCUCUCCGCUUCUAUGCCUCGGCACCGAUCGUCCUCUCAGCACCACCCACGGGCGAGACCGACGAAGGUCCCGUUCAGGUCGGCCGCCUGACGAUUAUGAGCCAUGAACCGCGCGAGGACAUGGGUGACGAUGACUCGGAACUCCUCCUCGACAUCGCUCGCAUGGCCCAGGAAGCGCUGGAGAAUGAGUAUCUGGAGAUACAUGCGAAGAAGGUGCUCCAGAUGCAGCGCGAAGCCGCCAAGCUCGCGCACAGCUUUGACAUGAGCCUGACGCACGAGGAGAAUUCGAGCGAUGUACCAAAAGUCAACUCCCUGGGCAUCUCUUACUCGCCGAAGAGGGCUCAGGAGGCGGCCGAAUCCCUCUACACCAUUCUCAAGCCCAAUUCGGUCAUGACGGUUGACGUUUGUAACUUCCGCGUUGCACCAGAGAGACGGACGACAAACGUGAGCAUGGCUGCUUCGUCGCCCAGGAGCAGCAUCCACAUGGGCGGCUAUCCUGCCACGCCCUGGCUUCAACAGAGUACCACCAGCCCCGGCAGCUCGCCGUCUUCGGCCCCCAUGACGCCGCCACCAGAAGACCGUGGCCAUGCCGCCCUCUUCGGCUCUGAGUCCGCCUCGACGACGUCUGCAAGCAGCGUCCAUUCGGGCGAACGUAUCACAUCGCCCCUCGCCCCUCACAACCACCAUCCGCAUGACGUCUCGUCUCCGUCAGCUCCCAAGAGACUACAACGCAACACUUCGGGUGUUCACAGGGCCAGCAACAGCUUCUCAAACCACGGACACCACCAGCACAACCGCUCAACGUCCACAGCUCACAUGAGCGCCUUCUCGGCCAUCGAUGAAGAGACAUGUGUCGUUGAUGCCACCGCAGCUGCCAGCAUCAUUGUCAAAGUUGGCGAUGGCAAGACGGUGUCCAAUGUUGACUCUCCGGCCCAAACGUCGGCCAUCUGCUCGUUCCUGACCUUUAUUAAGAAGCACAGUAAGCAAAACAAGCCACUAGUCUAUUCUCCUCAUCUUCUCGACGAGUCGAGCUCGGACGAGGACGCGACGUCGAACAGCGAUGAUGUGGCAAAGAAUCCCCUGUCACUCCUUGUCUCGAGCGAUACCAAGGUGUACGCCACCAUUCCCAUCUUCACCGUCGACAAGAAGCAGCCACUUUUCCUCUGCAUCCUCAGCUGGAACUCUGUUGCUGCGCUUAACGACUCGGACAAGCUCUUCUGCUACACCAUUGGGAAGAUCGUUCAGGGCGCCAUCCUUCGUUCCUCGGCAAGGCACGCCGAUCGGGCCCAGCUCGACUUCAUCCGCUCUGUGCAGCAUGAGCUGCGCACGCCCCUCAACGGCAUCCUGGGCAUCACUGAUUUCCUGCGGCAAGGUCUCGUCAGUGGUGAGACGGCCCCAGAGAAGCUGGACAUGGGUGAAGAUGGACUGUUGGCGAGCUUGCUCGAGUCAAUUCGCCUGGCUGGUGUCAAUUUGUCGACGAUUCUCGAUGACGUUCUCGACUUUGGCGCCAUCAGCGGCCUGCGGACGGAAAGUAGCAUGAUCGUGACCCGGUCUGAAGAGGUCGAUCUGGUCCGCGAAGUUGAAGACGUCUGCCUCGACGAGCUCGAGUACAUGGCAAUGCACGAGCGCCAAGACCGGAGCUUGUUGCACAUCUACAGAGGUUUCUACGCCGUUCCCACCCUCGUCAUCAAGGUAGCACCCGAAUUGCGAAGGCGUUUCCGGACCGAUCGAUCCAAGCUCAAGAAGAUCUUGUCCAAGUUCAUUGCCAAUGCUCUUCGUUACUCGAACGAAUCGCAGGUCGUCGAGGUCAAGGUGACCCCAAACACAGCUACAAAUUCGCAUCGGGCAGACUGGACGGAUCAGUGGGCCGAUUUCGUGGUGCAAGAUACUGGCAUUGGGAUGAGCCACGACUUUGUGGCCAAUUCACUCCUCAAGCCCUUCGUCAAGGCUGAUUCGUUCAGUCAGGGCGUGGGUCUGGGCGUGACGAUUGCCGCCAGCCUUAUUUCUCAGAUGGGCGGGCGACUGCAAAUUCAAAGCGACCUGGGAGUGGGCACGCGUGUCAGUUUUACAUUGCCACUUGGUCAAGACCCUGACGGACCUUCGAGCAACCGUCGUUCCAUCUCGGGCAGCAGUGCCAGCGCUUCGGACAUGCACAUCAAGCCCUACCAAGUUCACACCGUCUACUUCCAUGGCUUUGAUGUCGAGGGCCACCGAAGUCUUAUCGACCUCAUCUAUGAGCGCUUGUCGGCCAAUGGCGUCAGGCGGACUCUCGAUGCCAAUGAGGCCGAUCUCAUGGUCGUCAUCGAAGCUGCCCCCGAGGCAAAUCAGGACGUAUCCCCGCCCAACGACAGUACACCCUCGCAAGUCGUCUCCCAGCACGACGUCCCGCUGCCUCGGGGUCCUCAUGCUCGCACCGUUGUUGUGACUCGCAACGCUCUCAAGCCUCGACCUUUGGACGUCUUUGAGGGACACCCCAUUGUCCUCUUCCGCCCGCCAUUUGGUCCCUCGUCGCUCGACACGAUGGAUGACUUCUUGCGUGAGGACCACCCGUUCGUUCUUCACCGAGCCCCGACGCCAAUGCAGGUGCAUGAACAUCAUUCUCAUCCUCCGCCACCAAUGUCGACCACCACAGCGCCCGAUACGCAGGCCGAAGUCGAGACCAAGAAGAAAGAGCCCACCCCAGUGCAAGACAAGCCCAAAGAGGCCAAAGUCCCCAAAGAAAAGAAGGCGGCCAAGAGCAAGGAGCAAGGCGACCGCGAUUGGCCACACGACGAUCGUCGAUUCAGGGUCCUGGUGGUUGAGGACAACCCUAUCAACAUGCGUCUGCUCACCACGCUCCUCGACAGGCUUGCGUUGCCCUAUGUCGAGGCAAAAGACGGCCUCGAGGCGGUGGAUCGAUACAAGAAGCUGCGGCCUUCUGUUGUGCUCCUCGAUAUCUCCUUGCCCCUGCUUGACGGUUUCGAAGCUUGCACGAGGAUGAGAGCACACGAUUUGGCGCACACGCCGCGCAUCAUCGCCGUCACCGCCCUCUCGUCUAAUGAAGACAAAGUCAAAGGCAUCGAGAACAGCGGCAUGGAUGACUGGCGCACCAAGCCACUCUCGAUCAAGACGCUUCGGCAGGAUAUUCUGGCCUGGAAGGAGGCCUGGGAUGACGUCCAUCUGGCCUCGGACUCAUCAUAACCGCUGUUCCGCCCUUCGUCUCUAUUAACCUCUUUUCUAUCUCUCUCUCUCUCUCUUUUAGGGUUUUACUUUGCUCUUUCGCUCAUGGGUCAUCGCUGUUCUCGCUCUCUUGCUUUUCCUUUCGAUCCGGGCCGCUCGAUUCAUGUCCUUUCCCUUGCUGUGCCCACCGUCAUCACUUCUCCCCCGGUCUUAUAUCUUGUGUAAUCGUAUCAUCCUUGCUGUAAAGCCAGACGCUUGUUCCCUU